Messenger RNA from Durusdinium trenchii, 1305 nucleotides. Lineage: Eukaryota; Dinophyceae; Suessiales; Symbiodiniaceae. The record is from the annotation of a GenBank genome assembly.
AUGGAUGAGCGGAUCAUCACGGAGAUUUUUAGGCGCUUCGACCGCAACAAGGAUGGGAUCAUCAGUCGCGAGGAGUUGUUGGCUGUCUUUGACAAGAUCUUGCCAGGUGCCAAAGACAUGGACCGCUUGAUCCAGCAGAUGGACACCAACCAUGAUGGCCAGAUCCAAUACGAAGAAUUCGUGGUAUGGAUCCUGGGUGCUGGGAAUGGUGAUGCCUACGCUAAGGACCGUUCGAGUCUUCUCAAUGCACAUGCGCAAGCAGCGCAUCAGAAGGUGCUCUUGCAACGGCAACCUGGUUCCAGCACAUUCCGAGCAGCUUGUGUUGGUCUUCGGGUCGAACGCCUGCGAGAAAGUCAAACAGGAGUGAAGCGGACGGCCCUGUUUUGGGGGCAGUUGAGCAGUGAACAAGGCCGGGCAAGCCUGGCGACGUUGCGGUCAGAUCCUCCAAGAGGAGCUUUGGCCGUGGUUUGCGCAGCCCACAGCCUGCUGAGAGUUUCCAGCAAAAAGAUUCACUGGGAAGAGGCGGAGGCGAUGUUGGAAGAUGUGGAUGCCUUCCUCAUGGAGCUGAAGGACUACAACCCCUACAGGGUCCCAGCCUAUGUGGUGCAGUCCUUCGAAGAGAAUCUCACGCUUCCCUACUUCGACUACAAAAGGAUGGAGGAGCGCAACUACGCCUGCGCCUGCCUGGGUUCAUGGGUCAUCGCCGCCGUGCGAAGCUGGAGGGAAGCGAAACAGAUGGUUCCUGUCGAAGAUGCGGCCCUGCGGGCAGAUGCUGCUGUGGCAGAGGUGGGCGUGUGGUUUAACUGCGUGCUGCGAGGUGAUGAUUCCUUCAUCGAGGUUGGAGAUCGAACAAAUAUUCAAGACUUGACAAUGGUGCACUUAGACACAGGCUGCCCGUGCAUCAUUGGACGGGAGGUGACGGUUGGGCAUGCCUGCAUUUUGCAUGGCUGCACCGUGGAAGACGAGGUGUUGAUCGGCAUGGGCGCCACAAUUCUAAACAGAGCGGUCAUUGGCCGUGGAAGCGUGGUUGGCGCCGGGGCACUCGUGCUUGAGGGGAUGCAAGUACCUCCAUUCUCUCUUGUGGUGGGCUCACCAGCAAAGGUCAAGAAGACCUACAAAGAGGAGGACCGGAUCAGCGCUCAAAGACAGCAUGCUGACAGCUAUGUUCGGAAGGCAACCCAUUUUCGCUCCGCCUUGCGGUACGAGCCUUCUUCGCCCAUCCCACGCGCGCCUUGGGGUGAAUGGAGCGUGGUUCUGAGUGGGAUGGCGCUUGUGUUGGCCCUGGUUUCUGUUGCAAAGCGCUGA